Messenger RNA from Coregonus sp. 'balchen', 3279 nucleotides. Lineage: Eukaryota; Metazoa; Chordata; Actinopteri; Salmoniformes; Salmonidae. The record is from the annotation of a GenBank genome assembly.
AUGGCAGACCCUGAACUUGACUUUACCACCGGAGAGUCUGGUGCCUCCGCCACCAUUCCUAUGCAGUGCUCUGCCCUGCGAAAGAAUGGUCACGUGGUGCUAAAGGGACGCCCCUGUAAGAUUGUGGAAAUGUCCACCUCCAAGACCGGAAAGCACGGACACGCCAAGGUAGGGGAUUGACUAGACGCAUGCAAAUACUACACGCCCUAGGGAUGCCUCUGCUAGAUAGUGGAAAUGUCCAGCAGCGUCAGUAUUCGGGAAUUUGCGGGGUACAGACUUUAGGUGUACAUGCAUUGUCCACAUCUGAAGUAAUUGACCCAUACAUGCUUUGUCUGUAUUCUCCAAGCAUAACUUUUGACUCAUCAAAUUAGGUUUUACUUAACUUGUUAUGACUAUGUUAUUAGUGGUGUGGUAAAACUCUGUUCUCUAAGUUGACGUUUAUCCCUCUCCUUCCUCUUUUAGGUCAACAUGGUGGGCAUUGACAUCUUCACCAACAAGAAGUAUGAGGACAUGUGCCCCUCUACCCACAACAUGGAUGUGCCCCACAUCAAGAGGAAUGAGUUCCAGGUCAGUGUGACCAGGGUGGGAAAUGAACACCUGCCUAAUGCGGGUAGAUUUUGGCGUUGGCGGGAUGUCUUAUUUUACCAGCCACGUUGGCGACUGGUCACAUUUACGUCAUUUAGCAGACGCUCUUAACCAGAGCAACUUACAAAUUGGUGCAUUCACCUUAUGAUAGCCAGUGGGACAACCACUUUACAAUUUAAAAAAUAUAUAUUUUUCUAAUUGUUUAAUUUGAGUGUGUAUAUAUAUUUAUUAAAAGCCUAAAUGUAGAAAUUGGUCGAAUUCACCUGAAAGGCUGUUAGUGGGACUUUGUCUUUGCGUUUCUUGGCUAGUUGCAUUAGAGGAGAUUCUCAACUCUGAUGGACACAGUGCAUGACCAUGGUAAUGGCCCUCCCCUCAAAAGGGGGCAGCUGAACAUUUGUCUAACCUUGUGACUCAAAUAUUUGGGGGAUACAUUGUGCUUGAGCAUGGAACAUUCAAAAUGUAUGCAUUACCUUUAGGCAUUUCUUAUUGAAACACUUAAUUGCAUUGUGCACCUACAUUUGAUUUGUGCUCCUAAAUAUCAAGUUACUUUGACAUUUUAGUCAUUUAGCAGAUGCUCUUUUCCAGAGCGACUUACAGUUAGUGAAUACAUCUUUUUUUUUAUACUGCCCCCCCCCCCCGUGGGAAUUGAACCCACAACCCUGGCGUUGCAAACGCCAUGCUCUAUCAACUGAGCCACAUCCCUGCCGGCCAUUCCCUCCCCUACCCUGGACGACGCUGGGCCAAUUGUGCGCCGCCCAUGAGUCUCCCGGUCGCGGCCGGCUGCGACAGAGCCUGGAUUCGAACCAGGAUCUCCAGUGGCACAGUUAGCACUGCGAUGCAGUGCCUUAGACCACUGCGCCACUCAGUUAUGUACUAAUGUCAGCGUUAGAGCCCUGAACUAAUUGUAAAACCUGAUCACUCAGCAUUUUGUGGCAGGGAAGGCACUUUGAUGUUCAGUUGUAGAACUGUCCAUUUAACUUACUAUUAUUUAUUUUAGCAUUAGUUAAAACACUGGGAUCAAAAUGAAAUUGAAUUGAGCUAUACACCUCAUUACUACUUAAUACUUGUUUUUGAAACAUUACAAAGCAUGCUCUUAUUUUUUUGGGGUGUAAUUAUGCCUAAAUAUUUUGGCUGGUAAAUUGGCGUGGACCAAAAAGUUCAUUUCCUACCCAGUGUGACCUCACUUCCUGUCAGUGCACAUUUUGGUUUUUGCCCUAGACGGCUGACUCAAAUAACCAACUCAUCAAGCUUGGAUUUUUUAAGUCGGCUGUGUAGUGCUAUGGCAAAAGGUGCACUGGGGGCAAGGACAGAGUUUGGGAAACCAAUGCCCUAUGUCACAAGGGUUCUCUUAUCCAACUUGUUCCCACAUCAUUGGAAUGAUACCAGUUGACUACGUACUAAUUCAGUAAUGACUAAUUCACAUUCUAUCAGGACACUAUUUUCCAAGAGACUAGCAAAUCCACUCAACACUGUUCUGUCAAUCCAACCGCCGUCAUAAAUCUAGACGCUCUCCUAGAAGGCUGCCUGUGUAGUUCUGUAGUUGGGCAGGUCAGUUUUCAGCGUGUGUGUGGAGUAGUGAGAAAAGCUCUACACGCUCGCAGCCUGGCCUGCGUUCACCUGUGAGGUGGCGCAACACUAUUGGCCAGUUCCUCCCACCAAGGUCAUAUGGUCUGGAUCUCCUAGGCAUGAUGUCAUCCUUGUCCAGGGAGCUUGUAUUCAGUGAGCUGUACUGCUCUGAUAGUUGUUGCUAAGGCAUUGAGAAGUUACUGUCCACAACCCUUUGUUUACUGACAUGUUGACAUACUUUGUUACAUUACCUGGGGGUAGACUUAUGCCACAAAGAGGGAUCAAAUGCGCUGGUGUGUUAGGGCUUAAGCCUGGUCAGUUGGGUGACUCAUAGUCUCACUCAUUCUCGGUACAUAAUUCAACUGCCUUGGGAGUAAUGCUGUUGUGCUGAUCACAAUGGCUUGUUUCUCUUUCUGGGAACCAUGUGUGCACAGCUUUGGUUCCUCUGCCCUGUCAGCACUGGCCCCUAUGUCAGCCAACCUGUUUUUUUAAACACAUUUGAUCACAUUACAUUUAACUUUGAAUUGUAUAUUUGGCAUUUGAGGGUUCCCCUGUUAACGCAUGACGAUCACCCAGCACUGUGCCAAUACCCGUGGCAUGAGUGUGAAUGGUUCUUGCUACAGAGAUCUCUUUGGAGAUGGCUGUUACACCAGAGUGAUCAGAUCACAAACAUCUGAUGUGAUGGCUAACAAAACAAAUGCACAACUCACACUUUCUCUAACAUGCCCAUCUCAUUUCCUUCUCAUCUGCACAGCAUGACUGAAAUGAAGACUACCUGGAGCGUGCUUUGUGUCUGACUGUAGAUGUAACCUGUUUGUUUCCAGCUAUUGAACAUCACUGAUGGGUUCAUGUCCCUCAUGGGUGACAAUGGAGACGUGAGGGAGGACCUGCGUGUGCCUGAUUCAGACCUGGGCAAGGAGAUAGAGCAGAAGUUUGCUGCUGGUGAGGAUAUCCUGGUGAGUGUGGCUGGCAGUGUGUUGGCUGGGGUGUUGUGAAGCUUGACAGUUUAUUUUUGUUAGUGGCGCCUACGAAGAAUAUUAACCAUCUCUCUGCCUGCAGGUCUCUGUGCUGGCCGCUAUGGGGGAGGAGUGUGCUGUGGCCGUUAAGCAGAUGACCGGCGGCAAAUAG